AUGGACAAUUGUCAAUAUUUGGAUGUAGUAAAAAAAUUUGAGUCUCAUUGCAAACCUAAAACUAAUCUCACGAUUGAGAGAUAUAAUUUUUUGAUUAGAAGACAAAAACCAGAAGACAAAAACCAGACGAGUCAAUCGAAGACUUCGUCUUCGAUUGACUCGUCUGGACGAAGGAGAAAAACCAGACGAAGGUUGGACUGGACUGGAGACGAAGUCUGGACUGGAGAAAAACCAGACGAAGUCAAUCGAAGACGAAGUCUUCGAUUGACUUCGUCUGGUUUUUCUCUUAAAGAACCUAAGCCUAACGCGGAGCAGAUUGAAAAGAACAGUGAUGCACAGAUACUUAAAGUCGAAAAGUUCAAUUACAAUGGCACUCGUCGUGGAAAUCUACAAAAUAAAGCAACAAGUAGCGGAAAAAGGACAGUCUUAAGUGGUCAUCGAGAGUCGUUAUCAUCAAAGUUCUCAAGGUUUCGUCAAACAGGUCAGGACAAUCAAUUAUUAUGUACGCGUUGUGGAAAAGUACACCGAAAUAAAUGUCCGGCUAUUAAUGCUGUCUGCAAGCUUUGUAACAAAGUAGGUCAUUAUGUGAAAUGUUGUCGUACUAGACAAGUAAAAUAUGUUAAUGUUAGUGAUGAUCACGACCAUGAUAGUAAUAAGUCGGAUCUCUUUGUCAUUAGAUCUAUUAAUAGUAAUAACAAUUGGUUAAGUGAGCCGUGGAUCCUAAAACUUAAGAUUAAUAACAAAGUGUUAGAAUGUAAUUUGGAUACGGGUGCUCAGGCUAAUGUAAUGUCAAUAAGAAAUUAUAAAAGUUUAAAAAUUGCUAGAAAAAUACAACCUACGGCUGUAAGGCUUACGUCAUUCUCAGGAAAUGAUAUACCAGUUUUGGGAGUGGUGUUAGUCAAUGGUGUAAUCAAUGAUAAUUUGUCAGCUAGUAUUCAUUUUGUAAUUACUAAUACUGAUAGUCAGACCAUUAUAGGGCUACCUACAAUCCAAAGACUAGGUUUAGUCAAAAGAGUAUUUAAUAUCAAUAAUCAUGAGUCAGUCCUGUCGNUAAAUAUAGAUAACAGUUAUAACAAACACACAAAUUAUAUCAAAUCUUAA
Centruroides sculpturatus (bark scorpion) is the source of this 1101-nucleotide messenger RNA. RefSeq lists its product as uncharacterized. The transcript is spliced from 2 exons. Bases 1 to 1101 code for a protein of 366 amino acids. The record is from RefSeq and is a predicted model, not a curated record. NCBI's taxonomy places the organism in Eukaryota, Metazoa, Arthropoda, Arachnida, Scorpiones, Buthidae.